Girardinichthys multiradiatus is the source of this 1787-nucleotide messenger RNA. It is a transcript of the gene amh, whose product is annotated as anti-Mullerian hormone. Gene Ontology annotation, molecular function: growth factor activity. Lineage: Eukaryota; Metazoa; Chordata; Actinopteri; Cyprinodontiformes; Goodeidae. Gene Ontology annotation, biological process: gonad development. The coding region runs from base 114 to 1583 and encodes 489 amino acids. The transcript is spliced from 7 exons. The record is from RefSeq and is a predicted model, not a curated record.
UAGUGAGAAGGAAAAGUGGGAGGAUGUUACUCCCAUCCUCUGGAGCUUGACCCAAACUAAACAAGCGACUGAGAGACGUCUGACUACACAGGUGUUCACACCGACAGUCAAACAUGUUGCCGUUGGUCCUGUUCUGGAGUAGUUUUGGCCCUGCAGUAACAGCUUCCACAGUGCUGCAGGAUGCACCCUGCUUUGUGGAUGACAUGGUUGCAGCGCUGCAUGAUGCCACGGGGAACGAUGGUGAGCUCGUAAACAGCAGCCUGACUUUGCUUGGAAUCUGCAGGGAGUCUGAUUAUUCAUCCCGACCAGUCCUGUCAGAACUCAGUGUGGGAAUACGAAGGAACAACAGAAGAGGCGUGGAGGUUCUGUAUCCAGCUGCAGUGCUCAUAUCAGAAGAAGAUGAUCAGGAAAACAUCAUGGUAACCUUUGACCUCCCUCAGUCCCCAUUAUUCAAGCUAAAACCAGUGCUGGUCUUAGCGUUUAAAAGCCCACUCACAGAUGGAGAGCUGGGCGUCACUUUCUCCAGUCAGUUUCUGCAGCCAAACACGCAGUCUGCUUGCAUUUCAGGCGGGACUAUGUACAUACUGCUUACUGGAAGAUCAUCUGAGGGAAAUGUUGACCAGAAAUGGAAGGUUUCUGUUCAGGCAAAAUCCCCGAAUAUGAAAGAAAACCUGAAAGAUGUCCUUAUUGGUGGAAAAUCAGGAAGCAACAUGACUCCUCUUCUGCUUUUCUAUGUAGAUACAGGAACUGAUAGAAGGCCAGGUUCAUCACUGGCCUCUUUGGAGACAUCCUCCCUCUCCUUCCUCUGUGAGCUGAGGCGCUUCCUUGAUGCCGUCUUGCCCCAGCACCGCACCGAGCCCCCUCUGUUGCGACUCGACUCCUUGCAGUCCCUUCCUCCCCUGGCUCUUGGCCUAUCCACCAGCGAGACCCUACUGGUGGAAAUCAUUAACUCCACCGCUCCCACUAUCUUUUCCUUUACCAGCUGGAGCUCCAGCCAACCGGUGCAUCCUGGACAGCUGGCCCUCUCCCCUGAUCUGCUGGAGGAGCUCAGGCAGAGGCUGGAGAAGAAUGAGGAGCAGAUAAAGGAGAUGAUAAGGCAGGGAAUGUUGCCUAACAGAGCGUCAGAGAAGCUGGAUAGGCUCAAAGAGCUCAGUGCUUUCCAGAGACAGGAACCAGCAGCAGGAGAGAGCCAAUACUGCGCCUUCCUCCUCCUAAAGGCCCUACAGACGGUGACCCGUACAUACAACAUGCAGAAAAAGCUGAGGGCCACCAGAGCAGGCCCUUCAACCAGGGGACCCAUCUGCGGGCUUGGGAGUCUCACAGUGUCCCUCGAAAAGCUCCUCUUGGGUCCCCAGAGCGCUGACCUCAACAACUGCCGUGGCUCGUGCACAUUCCCAUUAACCAACAGCAACAACCACGCUGUCUUACUCAGCUACCACAUUGAGAGGGGAGACAUGAACGAGCGGGGGCCCUGCUGUGUGCCACUGGCCUACGACCCCCUGGAGGUGAUAGACUGGAACGACGAGGGCAGCUUUCUCUCCAUCAAGCCAGAUAUGAUAGCCAAGGAAUGCGGAUGUCGCUAAAAGUGUUUCAGAAUAGCUGAGAUAUGUUCUUCAGAGGGAAAAGAUGUUGCGUUCUUUUGUUGCAUGCAGUAUUUAUACAGUUGUACUAAUCCACUUUAUUUAAAUAGAUUUCUUUCGAUAUAACUAAUAAAUGUUACACGAUGCAUGCUAGAAUUGUUCUUUCUGUCUUAAUAUGUACAAUCAAAAAUAAAUAAUUACACUGAC